AUGGGGACGUGUCUAACUCGCACCGGGAAGUGUCGCCGGUGUGUCCAUGGCUUCUUGGGAGACAUGUGCAAUGAACACUGCCCCAGAGGUACCCACGGAGACAACUGCACCAUUACCUGUCCCAGAAACUGUGCUGGCGGUCAAUGCGAUCACGUGACCGGCAACUGCUACAAGUGUCAGGGAAAGUUUGCGGGACGUAUAUGUACCGAAUGCGCCAAAGGAUAUUACGGUAGAUUGUGCGCCAUGAAAUGCCCUGAAAGCUGUAAAGAUCAAAUGUGUAACAACAUUACUGGCCAUUGCUUUAACUGUGAGGCCCCGUACGAAGGAGACACGUGUGAAAAUUUCAAUAUGUUCCUCCUACCACACUGGAUAUAUCUGUUUGUCAUUAUUGUGUGCUUCCUGCUGCUGAUGAUAGUGUUUGUGUUGAUUCUGCCCAAGUCACCGCAACCACACCCGGAGGAAGAACGCAAACGUCAGGAAAUGCUCAUAGAACCACCUGCCUCUGAAGUCCCAGAGCCUUCAGAAGAUGAGGGUAGCGACGCUAGCACAGCAACAGUUACAGACCUGUCGCCGUAA
Molecule: messenger RNA, 576 nt
Organism: Candidula unifasciata
Lineage: Eukaryota; Metazoa; Mollusca; Gastropoda; Stylommatophora; Geomitridae
Source: the annotation of a GenBank genome assembly